Molecule: messenger RNA, 4187 nt
Organism: Erinaceus europaeus (western European hedgehog)
Lineage: Eukaryota; Metazoa; Chordata; Mammalia; Eulipotyphla; Erinaceidae
Gene: SLC12A7
Product: solute carrier family 12 member 7
Exons: 26
Coding region: 377-3424 (1015 amino acids)
Biological process (GO): chloride transmembrane transport; cell volume homeostasis; potassium ion homeostasis
Cellular component (GO): membrane
Molecular function (GO): potassium:chloride symporter activity
Source: RefSeq, a predicted model, not a curated record
GGGCGGGUCCGCGGGCGGCGGGAGCGCGGGGCGGGCGGCGCAGUGUCCGGCGGUGUCCAGCGCGUGUGCGGCGCCCACCCGGUGCCCCGGUCCCGAGCGGCGCCAUGCCCACCAGCUUCACCGUGGUGCCCGUGGAGGCACGGGCGGACUGCCUGGACGAGGCGGCCGAGCGGACGGAGGGGCCGGAGGGCGAGCCCGGCGGACAGAGCCCGGGUCCGGGUCCCGAAGGCAUGGUCCCCCCACUCCCCACCACCCGCUGAGCUGUCCUGAUUUCCUGGGCUGGGGUCCAGCCUCGUGUGAUGGUGCCCCACGGGAGAACAGCCCGUUCAUCGACAGCCUGGAGGCUGAGGGCCACAGCGUCUUCCAGGGCAAGAACAUGGCUCUCUUUGAGGAGGAGAUGGACAGCACCCCCAUGGUGUCCUCCUUGCUCAACAAGCUGGCCAACUACACCAACCUCAGCCAGGGCGUAGUGGAGCACGAGGAGGCCGAGGACGGCCAGGCCCCUCGGCGUCAGGUCAAGGGUCCGCGCAUGGGCACCUUCAUCGGCGUCUACCUGCCCUGCCUGCAGAACAUUCUGGGUGUGAUCCUGUUCCUGCGCCUCACCUGGAUCGUGGGCGCUGCCGGUGUGCUCGAGUCCUUCCUCAUCGUGUCGUUGUGCUGCACCUGCACCAUGCUGACCGCCAUCUCCAUGAGUGCCAUCGCCACCAAUGGCGUAGUCCCAGCGGGAGGCUCCUACUACAUGAUCUCAAGGUCUCUGGGUCCCGAGUUUGGGGGGGCCGUGGGCCUCUGCUUCUACCUCGGCACCACUUUUGCUGGCGCCAUGUACAUCCUGGGCACCAUCGAGAUCUUCCUGACCUACAUCUCACCGAGUGCCGCCAUCUUCCAAGGGGGCCCCGGGGGUGAGGCGGCCGCCCUGCUGCACAACAUGCGUGUUUACGGCACCUGCACACUGGCCAUCAUGGCCGCCGUGGUUUUUGUGGGCGUCAAAUACGUCAACAAGCUGGCCCUGGUCUUCCUGGCCUGCGUGGUGCUGUCCAUCCUGGCCAUCUACGCUGGGGUCAUCAAGUCCACCUUUGACCCCCCUGACGUGCCGGUGUGUCUGCUUGGCAACCGCACGCUGGCACGGCGUGGGUUCGAGGCCUGCUCCAAGCUGCAGGACAACGGCUCUGCGGUCUCGGCACUCUGGAGGCUCUUCUGCAACAGCUCGCUGCCCAGUGCAGCCUGUGACCCCUACUUCAGCCUCAACAACCUCACCGAGAUCCAGGGCAUCCCCGGGGCGGCCAGCGGCGUCCUGCUGGACAACCUGUGGAGCGCGUAUGCAGACAGGGGUGCGUUCGUGGAGAAGGCGGGCGUGGCGGCAGUGGCGGUCCCUGAGGAGAGCCAGACAGGGGCGCUGCCCUAUGUGUCCACCGACAUCGCCACCUACUUCACCAUGCUGCUGGGCAUCUACUUCCCCUCAGUGACCGGCAUCAUGGCGGGCUCCAACCGCUCGGGGGACCUGAGGGACGCGCAGAAGUCCAUCCCCACGGGUACCAUCCUGGCCAUCGUGACCACCUCCUUCAUCUACCUGUCUUGCAUCCUGCUGUUUGGAGCCUGCAUUGAGGGCGUGGUCCUACGUGACAAGUUCGGGGAGGCCCUGCAGGGGAAGCUGGUCAUCGGUGUGCUGGCCUGGCCCUCGCCCUGGGUCAUCGUCAUCGGCUCAUUCUUCUCCACCUGUGGCGCCGGCCUGCAAAGUCUGACCGGGGCCCCCCGUCUACUGCAGGCCAUCGCCAGGGACGGCAUCGUGCCCUUCCUACAGGUGUUUGGUCACGGCAAGGCCAACGGGGAGCCCACGUGGGCGCUGCUGCUGACGGCUGGCAUCUGUGAGAUUGGGAUCCUCAUCGCCUCCCUCGACAGCGUGGCCCCCAUCCUGUCCAUGUUCUUCCUCAUGUGCUACAUGUUUGUGAACCUGGCCUGUGCUGUGCAGACCCUGCUGCGCACCCCCAACUGGCGCCCCCGCUUCCGCAUCUACCACUGGACGCUGUCCUUCCUGGGCAUGAGCCUGUGCCUGGCGCUCAUGUUCGUGUGCUCCUGGCUAUACGCGCUGGCCGCCAUGCUGGUCGCCGGUUGCAUCUACAAGUACAUCGAAUACCGCGGGGCUGAGAAGGAGUGGGGUGACGGCAUCCGGGGCCUGUCGCUCAACGCCGCCCGCUAUGCCCUGCUGCGCCUGGAGCACGGUCCCCCGCACACCAAGAACUGGAGGCCGCAGGUGCUGGUGAUGCUGAACCUGGACGGAGAGCAGCGUGUGAAGCAUCCGCGUCUGCUGUCCUUCACCACGCAGCUCAAGGCGGGCAAGGGGCUGACCAUCGUGGGCUGUGUGCUGGAGGGCACCUUCCUGGACAGGCUCGCGGAGGCCCGGCGGGCAGAGGAGAACAUCCGGGCCCUGAUGGCGGCAGAGAAGACCAAGGGCUUCUGCCAGCUAGUGGUGGCGGGCAGCCUGAGGGACGGGACGUCGCAGCUGGUGCAGGCGGCCGGGCUGGGCGGCCUGAGGCACAACACCGUGCUGCUGGGCUGGCCGGCCGGCUGGAGACAGCCCCACAACCCUGGCGCCUGGCGCAACUUUGUGGACACGGUGCGCGACACCACAGCAGCCCAGCAGGCCCUGCUGGUGGCCAAGAACGUGGACCUGUUCCCCCACAACCAGGAGCGCUUCAGCGACGGCCACAUCGACGUGUGGUGGGUCGUCCACGACGGCGGCCUCCUCAUGCUGCUGCCCUUCCUGCUGCGGCAGCACAAGGUGUGGAGGAAGUGCCGGAUGCGCAUCUUCACAGUGGCGCAGGUGGACGACAACAGCAUCCAGAUGAAGAAGGACCUGCAGGUCUUCCUGUACCACCUGCGCCUCAGCGCUGACGUGGAGGUGGUGGAGAUGGUGGAGAACGACAUCUCGGCCUUCACCUACGAGAAGACGCUGAUGAUGGAGCAGAGGUCCCAGAUGCUGAAACACAUGCAGCUCUCCAAGAACGAGCGCGAGCGAGAGGCCCAGCUGAUCCACGACAGGAACACCGCGUCCCAUGCCGCCAUGUCCACCAAGACCACGCCGGACAGGGUGCAGAUGACCUGGACCAAGGAGAAGCUGGUGGCUGAGAAGCACCGGAGCAAGGAGGCGGGCGGGCCCGGGUUCAAGGACCUCUUCAGCAUGAAGCCCGAGUGGGGUGCACUGGACCAGUCCAACGUGCGGCGCAUGCACACAGCCGUGAAGCUCAACAGUGUCAUCCUGGACAAGUCCCAGGACGCCCAGCUGGUCCUGCUAAACAUGCCCGGGCCCCCCCGGAACCGGCAGGGCGACGAGAACUACAUGGAGUUCCUGGAAGUGCUGACUGAGGGCCUGGGCCGUGUGCUACUGGUCAGGGGCAGUGGCCGUGAGGUGGUCACCAUCUACUCCUAGUUGCGCUGGGCCUGCACUGCUGGCUACUCCCACUGGAGAAUGUUCUAGAAUAGCACUCGGCUUCCGUCCAAGCUGCAUGACUGAGGCGUCCUGGCCGGGAAUGCAGGUGGCAUGGCCCCCGGAGGGCCAGCAUGCACCACCACCACACACUGCCAGGGACGCUGGCCACAUAGGGUGUCCACUCAGCCGGCCUGGCUGUGGGGUCUGUUCCCUCCAAGGGCAGAGGAGAGACCAAGGCUCUGGAAAGCCUCGCUUCCACGUCAGUUCCACUGUAGCCAAUGGGCAAUGGCUGAAGGCCCAGGGAGAGGCCCUGAAUGCAGCGCGGCCCCUGAGCUCGGGCAUCCCAGGGACAGCCUGGACACACACAGGGCGCACCACACGCGGACUUGGCCCCGUGUCCAUGCCCCUGUAGUCACUGUGUGUCUGGUGUCACUACCCCUCGUGGGCAGAAGCUGGCACCUGUCCGCCCUCAACCCACGAAUGCUGUGGGGUGGGCCUCCAUGGCCAAGGAGAGCUAUGCUGGCUAGCCUGUGACUAUUAGGGUGCAUGGUGGCCCUGGGCUAGACCCAGGGUCUGUCACAGCCUGGCUUGAGCUGUCCAUGGCCUCCUUGGGGCCCUGUGGGAGAGUGGUCAGCAUCGGGCAGCCUGCCGUCUGUCCUGAGGUGUCCUCUGGCCAUGUCUGAGCCCACCCCCCACCCCCACGCAGAGGCUCCCUGCUCACACCAUAACCUCGUUUGUUAGAAUAAAGGUGUCAAAACCACAA